CUUUAAGAGCGAUUGCUCCCGCCCCCUUUCAUCACCAUCAGUGUUAUUAUAAUUCCCUUCUGUUCUGAGACCCGGCACAGCUGAUUUUACAGAAAGCGGCAGUUUUAUAUGUCGUUUUUUAAUUCUCCGACGAAUCAGACAACAUCUGGGUCACCUCUUGUUUGAAGCGCUGUCUGGUGUUCACCCGCAAUAAGAUGUCGACAGAAAAACAAGCCUUACAGGAUGGAGGGCACCAAACGCCCAUGUCACCUCCACCUUACCCAGUGCAGGAGGCCACAACAAACAGUACAUCGCCAGCCUAUUCCAUGUCCAUGCACGCUCCCACAAUGACACUGGGCACAGAAGGCUUCGUCCAGGAGACACAGUUCAACGGCUCAUCACAAGGAUACCCCAUACCCGCAAAUCAUCCAGCAGGACCGAUGGGGGCAGCAGGGUAUGGGCACCAGGGCUAUCCCAUGCAGUACCAGCCCUGUGCUGCCUACGUACCAGUUUAUCCAAUGACAAAUAACGUGGGGUUGUAUCUCCCAGGAAACAAUGGAGUCGUAUCAGGUGGCCAGCAGAUGCCAGCAAACGUCACCAUAGUGAGCCCUCCACGACCCCCUCACGAUUACUUACCCAUCGCAGUGUUGACUACAGUGUGCUGUUUCUGGCCAACUGGGAUUUUUGCCAUAUUCAAAGCUGCACAGGUGCGGGCCGCCAUCGCACGUGGGGACAUGGUGUCAGCAGAGAUCGCCUCCCGUGAAGCCCGGAAUUUCUCCUUCAUCAGCCUCGCCGUGGGAAUCGCCUCCAUGGUCCUCUGUGCCAUCCUGACCGUGGUGAUUGUCAUAGCUGCCCAGCACCAUGACGACGAGUGGGAUCCUUAACCAGCCACGGACAGGCUCAGCAGGCCUACUGCACACUUCAGGUGUCACCACACAGGAACUCCGCCACAAAGCCGCACAACCCAUCCCUUCCCCUUCCACAACCCCAUCCCGUCCCACCCCACCUCACCCUAGCCCCUCCCCUCAGCCCCGCUUCCACCCCCACCCAUCAUCCUCUUCAACUCCCACUACACUCCUAGUUUGCAGACGUUACACAUCUACCCAAAACCACCUGACACCAUGAACAAUUAAUCAUUUCUGCCCGAAUAGUAGCCUUGUAUUUUACCUCCAUUGGUUCUCUGCAUCGAUAAAGGGACUGAGAAUGUUUUGUGAAAUUGGUUAACCGUGUUUUGUUUAAAUACAGACGGACACUAUCCAUUUAAGAUGAUUGGCUCCGGCAGUAACCUGCAUAGAUCCCUCUCUGGGCACUUUCUGGGAUAGGAUGGAGGUGGGUAAGGAGAUUGAACAGUGGGUAGGGAAUCAGGGAUUAGGCCCCACUUGGUGAAUCUGGAAUUGAGUAGAAAGGACAAACGGAUCUCAGAAGCAGGCUGGCACUGAGAAUUUGAGGUUAAAUCAGAUAUGAUCUUCCUGAAUGGUGUGAGGGAUCGUAAUCAUCUCUUCCAGCUCCUGCUUCUCAUGCUCUGUGUAAAGUCUCCAUACCCCUGUUUUCUCAUUACAGAGAGAGAGAUGGUUGGUGGUGGUUUAACCGUAGGGUCAUUAUGCCUCGGGCAAGGGAGUUAGGUUGAGAAGAUGACACUUUGGUAUGAGAAUUGACGUACACUGUUGGCAUCAAACCAACCAUCCAGACAAACAACCUUCAUCUUCUGUUCUAUAUCUGUUGGUUUAAAAUGUGAUAUUUGUACUUUUUAUUCCCUAAUUUAACCUUAUGUUGAUAGUGUCAAACAGAUGGUACUGGAUUGGUUACUUGUUAACACAUCUCCCUUCCUGACUUCCCUCUCUAUUGAACGUCUGGAGCUCAGUAUUGCCCUUUGUGUGUUCAUGCCCACAAUUAAAACUGGCAUCCAAAUCUGACCCUGCAACCCUGUGCUUCAAUGUAAAUCCCUACUGUGUUACAGAUUUGUCUCAGAAAUAGACCCAGCCAGCGGGUGAUAAUUAAUUAAUGUUUUAAUCAUUGAUCCAAAACAAAAACAAUUCCUGAGUGGGUACAGAAAUGUUUCCCCUCUCAACAGCAGGUGGUAGUGUUGCACUUUGGAAUCAUUCAUGAACAGUUCAGAGUAAAAGCUGCCCGGGUAUUUUCGCAGUGAUCUGGUAGAAAGCAGACCCUCAGCCAGUGCCAAGUAGCAUGCAGUGUCGACAUUUAUUCAAUUCCUGCCGUCAGCAAUUUACGUCAAGAGAUCUCAGACAAUAUUAUUAACACAGGAAGGUGGAAUUCGCAUGUGACGGAGGAGGAUGUGCAACCAAUUGGGCCCCAAGGAAACCUGAAAAAAAUUCCUUCUCUUGUGGGUGAACAUUUGAAGUUUGAAGCCAUCAAACCAGCUUUCAUGCAUUUUAGGCAAAGAUUCAAAAAGCUUAGAGAAGGAAACCUUCCAAUUUUGAACUUGACUCAUUCUGAUGCCAGGAGAAAGUGAGGACUGCAGAUGCUGGAGAUCAGAGCUUAAAAAUGUGU
Messenger RNA from Chiloscyllium plagiosum (whitespotted bambooshark), 2487 nucleotides. RefSeq names its product proline-rich transmembrane protein 1 (gene prrt1). Lineage: Eukaryota; Metazoa; Chordata; Chondrichthyes; Orectolobiformes; Hemiscylliidae. Gene Ontology annotation, cellular component: membrane. The record is from RefSeq and is a predicted model, not a curated record.